Messenger RNA from Chelonus insularis, 1163 nucleotides. It is a transcript of the gene mdlc, whose product is annotated as RING finger protein mdlc. NCBI's taxonomy places the organism in Eukaryota, Metazoa, Arthropoda, Insecta, Hymenoptera, Braconidae. The record is from RefSeq and is a predicted model, not a curated record. Gene Ontology annotation, biological process: snoRNA splicing. Gene Ontology annotation, cellular component: U2-type spliceosomal complex. The transcript is spliced from 4 exons. Bases 97 to 1110 code for a protein of 337 amino acids. Gene Ontology annotation, molecular function: metal ion binding.
UCGCGCAUGCGUAAAUAGACGUCUGACCAACAUAAUAAUAAUAAUACACACAUAAAUAAACAUCACUUAUUAUUUAGGAUAAAAUUAUAAACAAACAUGGCAGAUGAAUUGGAGUCAAAUAAAGAUGAAUCGUGUAAAUUUUUAUUUAAAAAAAGAAAAAUAAGAAAUACUGCUGCAAGAAAACGUAACACUGAAGAACAGGCAAACGGUAGUAGUGAUGACGAAACUACAGUGGUAAAAAAAGAAAAGAAAAUUGAUAACUCCAAUCCACUUCGACAAAGUACUCUAAAAUCACAUGUAAAGAAACAAUUAAAAAAACAAGCAGGUAGUAGUGAUGAUGAAGAAGACGAAAAUGUAAUUGUAUCGUAUAAAAGUGCGAGAUCUGCUAACAUAGCUGGUCCUAGUGAUCAAGGUGCUACAGCUAUAUUGGAAACUGAAACGGAACUUGACAAAGAUGCUCAAGCAAUUUUUGAAAAAGCUCAACAGAUAAAUGAAGAAUUAGAAGGAAAAGCUGAUGACAAAAUUUAUCGAGGAGUUAAUAAUUAUUCUCAAUAUUAUAAAAAGAAAGACACAGCUGCUGGUAAUGCAUCCAGUGGAAUGGUUCGAAAAGGUCCAAUACGAGCUCCAACAAAUUUAAGAGCUACUGUUAGAUGGGAUUAUCAACCAGAUAUUUGUAAAGAUUACAAAGAAACUGGGUUUUGUGGUUUUGGAGAUAGUUGUAAAUUCUUGCAUGACAGAUCUGAUUACAAGUUAGGCUGGCAGUUGGAGAGAGAUGCUGGAGCAGCUGAUAGUGGAGAUGAAGAUGAUAAAAAAUAUGAAAUAGAUAGUGAUGAAGAUAAUUUACCAUUCAAAUGUUUUAUUUGCAGAGGUUCAUUCGUUGAUCCUAUUGUGACAAAAUGCAAGCAUUAUUUUUGUGAAAAAUGCGCAUUGAAUCAUUUCAAAAAAUCAACGAGAUGUUUUAUAUGUAAUGUACAAACGAAUGGAGUAUUUAAUCCGGCUAAAUUAUUAAUUUCACAAUCAAAACUUAGAGAGAAUAAUGAUAAUGAUAAUGAUAAUGAUGACUCCGAAGAAGAGAAUGAUGAUGAUGAUAAUGAUGUUAAUACUUCAUAAAGAAAGAUUAGAAGACAAUAAACUAUUAAAAUACAUUUUUAUAAAAAAAUUAU